Medioppia subpectinata is the source of this 900-nucleotide messenger RNA. The record is from the annotation of a GenBank genome assembly. Lineage: Eukaryota; Metazoa; Arthropoda; Arachnida; Sarcoptiformes; Oppiidae.
GGCAUUCAAUGCAAACAAUUUGUUUCACACAUUGUUUUCGUUGACAGUAUUUCGUCACACAUUUGGUCCGUCUCUUCACGAAUGUCACAAACGGUUGGAUCCUUUGUACUAACUCUUGUACGACAGGCCAAACGACGGCCAAUCGAGUGAAGAUACUUCAGGGCCAGAGCGACACCAAACUGAGCGAACUCGGGAUCAAACAAUCGCAACAAUUGUCUCAACACCUGAACUGCGAUCGGUUUGAUGUGAUAUUUGCCAGCGAUUUGAGCCGAGCGUUGGAUACGGCGAAGACUGUAGUCAAGUGUGACGAUCGGAUCCAAACCGAUGUCCGCCUCCGAGAGCGCAGUUUCGGUCCCAUUGAAGGCAAAACUCUCGACGAUCUCAAGGCGUUGGCCGCGAAGAGCGGCUUCAGUGCCGACCGAUUGUCUCAAUUCACUCCCGAAGGCGGCGAAAGUCUGCCGCAAGUGAGCGCCAGAGUUGUGGACUUCUUGAACAACCAUUUGCUUCAAUUGGUGUCAAACGGUUCCAGAGCUCUGAUCGUAACGCACGGCGGAGUCAUCCGCGAGAUUAUGCGGUACUUCAAGAGUGGACUUAAAUGCGAUUUCAAUGGUUUGAAUCCCAAUAUCAUUACUCCAAACACUGCUGUCAAUGAAUUCAAACUCUUUUACGAGAAUAAACGUCUCGUUUCUGCCGAAUGUCUUAAACUGCAUGACAUUCAACACCUGAGCGGCGAAUGCAAGACAUUUGCCGAGAAAGAGGAACAGCUCAACGAUUCAAACACUGCCGGACAACAGGAGGCUCUUUGAGAUUAACGCCAGAUUAUGAUAGAAAAUACUUAACAAUUGUUAUACAAUUUAUUUAUAAGUUGUUAUAAAAAUAAAGUUUUAUAGUUUUGAUUUA